Messenger RNA from Paramecium pentaurelia, 456 nucleotides. Lineage: Eukaryota; Ciliophora; Oligohymenophorea; Peniculida; Parameciidae. The record is from the annotation of a GenBank genome assembly.
AUGAACUAAAUUAUAUUUGAUGAGGAUUAAAUCCAUAACAAUACUUGGGAUGAAUACUCAAACUAGUUAAUAUGUGAAUCACCAAUCCUAUUUGGAAUUCCAUAUCGUAGAAAAAUAAAUGAAGAUCAACUUUCUGUUAUUUAUCUGGAUUAUCAAUCUAACACCUCAGAGAAUUAAUAAAGUAAUGAAAAGAAAUAUCAAACUCCUCAUACUUUAAAGAGGAUUUAAAAAAAAUCUAAAAAAUUUAAUGCAAAGUUCAAAACAAAAUAAAUCUCUUUGAAUAAUAUUAUUGAAGAAUUUACUACUUUUGUUCAUUUUUCAGCUGAAAGUAAAAAUGAAUAAAUUCAUUAUUGUUAAAAGAUGAGAAUGAUGCUUGAAAAUCUAGAAUCCAUAUUGUUCUCAAUAAAAUAAGAAAUUUUGGAUUAAUAUCAAAAGAAACUAUCUAUGAAUAAUUGA